AUGCUGGAAAACCGCCUGAGGGGCCUGCUUGAACGGCGGCAGCAGUCCUACGAGCAACUGCGGGAUGAAGCGGAUGAUGAGGUUAUUGACCAUGGCGUGCCGUGCAGUGACAGCGGGCUUCUGGAGGACUACGUGUCUUCACCUUUCUCAUGGCUGGAGUAUUCCAUCUUCUUCUGGAUGGGAAUGAAUAUGCUUUGGGCUUGGAACAUGUUUUUGGCCGCAGCCCCAUACUUCCAGCUCCGCUUCGCAUCCAACCCUUGGGUCAAGGCAAAUUUCCAAUCCUGCAUCCUGUCCGUUUCCUCCAUCGUCAACCUAGCUGCAGUGCUGGUCCUGGCAAAACUACAGAUGAAUGCCUCCUAUCCCGGACGUAUCACCUCAUCUCUGAUCCUCAACAUGGUCAUCUUCACCCUGUUGGCUCUGUCCGCCAUUCUAUUCCGCUCCGCCUCCGUCCCCAUCUACUUCACCUUCCUACUUGUGAUGGUUCUCGGUGCCAGUAUUGCAACAGGGUAUAAUCAGAAUGGUCUGUUCGCAUAUGCAUCUGGGUUUGGACGGAGUGAAUAUAUGCAGGCCAUCAUGGCAGGACAAGGCGUGGCGGGUGUUCUACCAUGUAUAGUCCAGAUCCUCUCAGUCAUCGCUGUGCCGGAGCAAAGUGAGGGUGUGAGCGACAAAGAGAUGCAAUACAAAUCAUCCAAAUCCGCUUUCGCAUUCUUCAUCACCGCCACCCUCGUGUCCGCCAUCUCCUUCCUCGCCUUCCUCUACCUCCACCGUCGCCAAAAGAAAUUAACCCUCUUCAAAACCGCCAUCCCCAUCGGACCAAGUGACGAAGAGCCCGAAUUCUCUACAACAAAUAUCACCACCACCACCACCACCACCACCAAAGCCAGGGACUCAGUCCCUCUCUGGACCCUAUUCCAAAAACUCCGCUGGAUGGCACUGGCCGUCUUCCUAUGUUACGCAAUCACAAUGGCCUAUCCCGUCUUCACCAAUCAGAUCCGCAGCGUCAGAGACACGACGAACACGGGCCCGACACCCACCAAACCCCUCCCCCGCCUCUUCCAAUCCCCCAUCUUCAUCCCCCUAGCCAUCUUAUUCUGGAACACCGGCGACCUCGUGGGCCGCCUCAUCCUCCUCAUCCAGCAAAUAAACAUACACCACCGCCCAGUACUGCUCUUCCUCUUCUCCGUCGUCCGCAUCGGUUUUAUCCCACUGUACAUGCUGUGCAAUAUACACGGGCGUGGCGCCUGGAUUAACAGCGACCUGUUCUACUUGGUUAUCGUGCAGUUUCUUUUCGGUGUGUCGAAUGGGUAUAUUGGCGCGUCAUGUAUGAUGGGAGCAGGGGAGUGGGUGGAUGUUGAGGAGAGGGAGGCUGCGGGUGGGUUUAUGGGUUUUAUGCUGGUGGCUGGGCUGACCUCAGGGAGUUUGUUGAGUUUUUCGGUUGCUAAUUAG
Molecule: messenger RNA, 1446 nt
Organism: Paracoccidioides lutzii Pb01
Product: nucleoside transporter family
Exons: 2
Coding region: 1-1446 (481 amino acids)
Biological process (GO): nucleoside transmembrane transport
Cellular component (GO): fungal-type vacuole membrane; plasma membrane
Molecular function (GO): nucleobase transmembrane transporter activity; nicotinamide riboside transmembrane transporter activity
Source: RefSeq, a predicted model, not a curated record